UAAUAUCGUAGCAAAACAUUCAGUUUACGGAAAAUUCAACAACUUCGAGAAAAUGAAUAAUACUCAGGUUUAUGGUAUCCAGAGCACUGCAGGUGCAAUUCCAGUGAGAAAUCCCAAAGGUGAGAUUUCUAUGCAAAAAGUAAAAGUGCAUCGCUAUGUUUCCGGAAAACGACCAGAAUAUGCCCAGUACGCGAGCAGUGACGAGGAAACGGAUGACGAUGAUUUCAUGGACAAUCGUAAAACAGCGGCAGCAGAGGAGCAUAAUCGCGAAAUGCGUCGCGAGCGUGAACGGGAGGAUGAUGCCCUCCCGGAGGAUGUGGAUGAUCCACGUAUCCGUCGGCUGCAGGCAGUUCGUGCUGCCGAAGCGGAGGAAAUUGAACGGGAAAGGCAUGAACGGCAUCGGGUAAUUCAUGAACCGGAACUGGUUCAAUCAGACGAGGAGAAGGAAGAGGAGGAAGAGACUGCGCUGGUUGAAGAUCCUCGGCAGCAUUUACGUCACCGAAGACGGCCGGAAGAGUCGGAGGAUGAGGAAGAGGCUGACGACGAUGAUGGCGAAGAUAUUGGAUCGAGAAGGCGACGCAUUUCGGUUGGAUCGGAAUCGGAGUCCGAGGCUGAAUUGAGUGAUACCGAAAUUGAACGUCGAAGGCAAAUGCUUAAAAUGAAAAUGCUCCAGCAGAAAAGGGAAGAGGAAGUUCUACAGAAGGAGGACGAUCAUGAAUCCGAUACAACCGAGUCGGAGAGUUCGGAAUAUGAAGAGACAGAAAGUGAGGAGGAAAAUGAGCCCCGGCUGAAGCCGUUAUUCGUUCGGAAGAAGGAUCGCACCACCGUUAUCGAAAAAGAACGAGAAGCUAAUAAGCAGAAGCAAUUGGAGUAUGAGGCUAAGAAAGCUGCCAAGGAUCGUCGUCGCCAGACUUUAAAGUUGGUUGAGGAUAGUAUUAAAAAGGAUAUGGAAAAGAUAAAGGUGGAUAAUGAGCCGAACUUGGCAGAUGUGAAUACGGAUGACGAGAAUGAUGAGGUGGAAUAUGAAGCCUGGAAGUUGCGCGAGUUGAAACGAAUUAAGCGCGAUCGUGAGGAGAAGGAAGCUCUCGACAAGGAAAAGAUUGAAAUCGAACGUUUGCGGAACUUGUCUGAUGAGGAACGCCGCCAGGAGCAGCGACUCAAUCCGAAGAUAAUUACGAACAAAACGGUUAAAGGUAAAUACAAGUUCCUGCAGAAAUAUUACCACCGAGGCGCGUUCUAUUUGGACAACGAGGACCAGGUCUACAAGCAGGACUUCUCGGCGCCCACGCUGGAGGAUCAUUUCGAUAAGACCAUCCUGCCGAAGGUCAUGCAGGUCAAGAACUUUGGACGCUGUGGCCGUACCAAAUAUACGCAUCUGGUGGAUCAGGAUACGACCAAGUUCGAUUCGCCCUGGAUCAACGAUACUGCAAAUAACGUCAAGUUUCACAAUGAACGGGCGGGCGGAAUGCGGCAGGUGUUCGACAAACCAUCGCUGUACAAAAAGAAGCGCGAUAUGUAAUGCUUUGCCAGGGUAUUUCUUGCGUUUUAUUUUAUAAGCAUAUAAAUAUAUAGUCUGUAGUUAUAAGGUUACAAAU
Messenger RNA from Sabethes cyaneus, 1595 nucleotides. RefSeq names its product microfibrillar-associated protein 1 (gene Mfap1). The record is from RefSeq and is a predicted model, not a curated record. Gene Ontology annotation, cellular component: U2-type spliceosomal complex. Bases 53 to 1519 code for a protein of 488 amino acids. Gene Ontology annotation, molecular function: RNA binding. Lineage: Eukaryota; Metazoa; Arthropoda; Insecta; Diptera; Culicidae. The transcript has a single exon. Gene Ontology annotation, biological process: mRNA splicing, via spliceosome.